Messenger RNA from Exaiptasia diaphana, 7347 nucleotides. RefSeq names its product protein crumbs homolog 1. Lineage: Eukaryota; Metazoa; Cnidaria; Anthozoa; Actiniaria; Aiptasiidae. Gene Ontology annotation, cellular component: protein-containing complex; plasma membrane. The record is from RefSeq and is a predicted model, not a curated record. Gene Ontology annotation, biological process: heterophilic cell-cell adhesion; establishment or maintenance of epithelial cell apical/basal polarity. Gene Ontology annotation, molecular function: calcium ion binding.
UUUCCUUGAAAAUCAACUACUCAUUUGAAGUAUGUGGGUAGUUUUCAGAGAGUUUCCUCUCUGCAAUAUACAGAGUGCAACGAUAUGAAUGGUUUCAGUUUAUAACACCGAAGCAAGUCAAUGUAAAGUGAAAAAUGCUUCAAAGAACAGUGUGUUUGUUCAUCGUAUGGAGUUGUAUCUACCUGUCUGAUGCACAAGAUAAAUUUUUCUUCAAUGAGACGUCAUUGAUGCAAGUCACUUCAGCAGUGAUCCCAAUUAGCAAAGGAUUUGAUUUUCAAUUCAGGACAUGUCAUGGAGGUGUUCUACUAUACCAAGCAGGGACUGGUAGUGAUUAUAUAUUAAUGCAUGUAAACCCUGGAACAGUAAACUACACYAUUUCCACUAGUCCUCCAYAUUUUGUUGCAAGUCAUUUGAUAUUCAAAUGGAAAGUUGGUGGWCAAGAAGGCUUAGUUCGUGCUGGUAAUGAAUUAGACAAGAGUCAUUGGUACAUAGUAAAGUUUGACCCUGGAAGCUCAAGUAAUAAUGCAACAUUAACGUUGACUGGAACAAAAAAUGAGCAAGUUGUAGUUGAUAAAAACAUUUUAAACUUUCAACACAGUGGACCUUUGUAUGCUGGUGGGAUUUUUAGUAGCAAUGGAAGCUCUGUCAAGGGUUUUGUKGGAUGCAUAGAAAGUGGCAACAAUAUCAAGUUAGCAGAUGGAUUAAGCAAAAUAAAUGUACAAGCUGGUUGUCCACUGGACUCACAGCAGUGCCCUAAAAAAGUAUGUCAACCAGGUUUUACUGGAUAUUACUGUGAAACAAACAUCAAUGAGUGUGGCCAAGGAUCUUGCUAUUCAUACAGUACUUGUGUUGAUGGUGUUAAUAAUUUUACCUGUGUAUGUGGGCCWCGAUACACUGGACGUUUGUGCAAGACCUUCCUUGGUUCUUAUUGCAAUGAUAAACCAUGUCAAAACAGUGGAGUUUGUAAAGAUACUGAUGAAAGUAAGAACAACUAUACUUGUACGUGYCCAGAUCCUUGGACUGGACGAAAUUGCACUGAUGUCAUCAAUCCCUGUAACCCAUCGCCUUGUCUCAAUGGUGCAACGUGCUACAGGAAAGGUCAGCAGAGUGCAGAGUACAACUGCUCAUGCCCUCCAGGUUUUACUGGUAUGAAAUGUGAAAACAACAUUGAUGACUGUAGAACAAUACCAUGUGUCAAUGGCAGAUGUAUCGAUGGUAUAAAUAACUACACAUGUAAUUGUACUGGAUCUGGUUACAAAGGACCAAAAUGUUCUGAAGAUAUCAAUGAAUGUAAUUUAACAUCACCUUGUCUUAAUGGAGGGACGUGUUAUAAUUAUCCUGGUACAUACAGCUGUAAGUGUGCUCCAGGCUACAGUGGUGUCCGUGAUUGUGCUGUCAAUAUUGAUGACUGUCAAUCAAAGCCCUGUCAAAAUGGAGGAACAUGUCGUGAUCUGGUGAAUGAUUUCAACUGUACUUGUGUUGUUGGGUUUACUGGUAAACAAUGUAAGACCAACAUCAAUGACUGUGUCAGCCAUAACUGCACACAAAACCAGGACUGURUUGAUGGAAUCAACAGUUUUACAUGUCAAUGUAAAGCAGGAUAUACUGGUGUGAACUGUAUGACAGACAUCAAAGAAUGCCUCAGUAACCCAUGUCAGAACAACGGCACAUGUCAUGAGGGAAUUAACGGCUAUAACUGUUCAUGUCCAUCAAGGUUUAAUGGCUCACAUUGUGAGUUUGACACAGUUAAUGACUGUUUAUCCAACCCUUGUGUGAACAAUGGGACGUGUAUGGAUGGUGUGGCUGACUUUAACUGCUCUUGUCCUCAAGGAUUUGCAGGAAAACGGUGUGAGCUGGACAUAUGUGACCCUAACCCAUGUGCAAAUGGCGGCAACUGCACUAAAAUAAGCCAGUUUGACUUCAACUGCACAUGUGCAACAGGCUUUACAGGACACAAUUGUUCCAAAAAUAUCGAUGACUGCAUCAAUAACACGUGCAUUAAGAAUGCUACAUGCAUAGACGGUAUUAAUAAUUAUACCUGUCGAUGCCCUGAUGGUUAUACUGGAGAAUUCUGUCAUAUUGAUAUCAAUGAAUGUGCUUCCAAUCCAUGCAAGAACAAUGGCACGUGUGUUCAUGGGAUUGGCCAAUACAACUGUAGAUGUUUAAGUGGUUUUAACGGUACCCAGUGUGAGAAUAACAUCAAUGACUGUCCAUCCCAUGGCUGCUAUAAUGGUACUUGUAUUGAUGGUAUUAACGAUUACAAGUGUCAGUGCUACAGUGGUUUUAACGGGACACAUUGUGAAAACGAGAUCAACGAGUGUCUUUAUAGUUCAACGUGUUUAAACGGAGCAACGUGUAUCAAUACUGUUGGUUCUUACAAAUGUCUGUGUAAUCAGUAUACUAACGGGACACGAUGCGAACAUGACAUCGAUGAAUGUAAACUAAAUGCCAGUCUAUGUCAGAAUGAUGGGCAUUGCCGAAACUAUGUAUACCCACACAAACAYACGACUGGGGAAAUCAUUGGAUUUCUGUGCUUGUGUGUUCCUGGAUUUCUAGGGAAAUAUUGUGAAGACAAUAUCGACGACUGUGUACUUAAUAGCCAGCCCUGUAAGAACGGCGCACAGUGUGUCGACCAGAUUAAUGACUAUUCCUGUAAAUGUACCACGGGAUGGCAGGCAAAGAACUGUGAUCAAGACAUCAACGAGUGUUCGUUAGGUUACUGUAAGAACAAUGCUACGUGUAAUAACAGUCAAGGCUACUAUAACUGUACAUGUGUACCGGGCUACACUGAUCACAACUGCUCUACUGAUAUUGACGAAUGUGCUGACCAACCCUGCAAGAAUGGAGCGACAUGUAAUGACUUUGUGAAUUUCUACAACUGUUCCUGUGUGCCAGGAUAUACUGGUAAAAACUGUUCAAUUGAUAUCGAUGAAUGUGCUUCCAACCCUUGUCAGAACAAUGCUACAUGUUCCGAUGGCAUCAAUGAGUUCAACUGUUCGUGUAGCAGUAACUAUACUGGUAAUYUAUGCCAGUACCCRGUCUCUCGCUGUCGACCAGAUAAYCCAUGUCUGAAUAACGGGACGUGUAUUGACCAAGGGUUGCAUAACUAUACGUGUAAUUGCUUGCCUGGCUAUGGAGGAGAAAACUGUCAGAAUAUSACAACAAUAAGCUUGAAYGGUUCAUCGUUCAUGUCGUUUGAUGUCGGUAAGAGUUUGUUUAGCCUKUCACUGCAGUUCAGGACAACUUUAAAGUACGGUGUACUAGCRGCCAAUGGRGAUAACAGCAUGUUACUGCAGRUGAAAGGAGAUGARUUAGAACUCAYGUACAACAAUGCGAGMCAYACCCUUGGUCAAGAUGCUAAUCUACGUAAUGCACAAUGGCAYCAUGUARYYAUUAACRUGACAACCAGCGCUAUUUACGUCACCAUUGACAACGAUUCAUGUGUCAACUGUAUGUUAACUGUUCAGCGGUCAUCACAACCCAAGAUAACCAAGCUGUAUAUGGGCGGGAAAGACAGUUGAACAAAGCGAACAAACGGCGACGAAGAUCUGUGGGUAGUGGUAGUUAUGCACAGUUUUCUACCGUAACAACGUUUACCAAAGACAGCGAGUUCUCUUUUUUUGUGAGAACAAGACAAAGUGAAGGACUGCUUGCUUUCUUGACAUCAGGGAGUACUGAUCAUAUCACUGUGGUAUUAUCUAGUGGAUCGAUUACUGUGCAGAUAACCAAAGGUAGCACAAAGAGCAAUCGGACGUUUGGUGCCAACAUCAAUGACGGGAAAAACCACUUCAUACUGGUCAGCGUUAACAAAACCCAAGUUGACAAUAAAUCUCACCCUGGCAUUGAUCUCUCUUCCUCGAUAUCUCUAAACACAACCUACCUUGGAGGUCUGAAGCAGUGGUCAAUAGCUAGUGCAGACGUCGUCAUAGCAACUGAAGGAUUACGUGGAUGUCUUCAAGAUACCAGGCUUAACAAGAAGUUGUUCGAGUUUUCUAAAACCCCGACAUCUCAAGGAAGCUAUACGUUGGUUGACAGCUUGCUAUCAGGYCAAGGGUGCCCCGGGGAAAAUGUCUGCAGUCAAAACCCUUGUAGUAAUGGAGGAACAUGCAAGGAUACUUGGAAUGACUUCAGCUGCGCCUGUAAACGUCUGUACGGUGGGAAGAACUGCUCUCUUUAUGGCUGUGCACUGGCUAAGCCUUGUGGGUCUGGUGGUCAGUGUCUCGAUGUGGAGAAUGGGAAAUACGAAUGUAUCUAUCCAGCAACAUUCAAUGCCAGCCUGAGUGAAGCACAGUUCAACUACACUCCAAACAAUAAUUAUUCCCUGAAGCAAGAAUUGUCGUUUAAAAUCAGGACCCGUCAAUCAAGUACAGUUGUGUUAUCUAUCGGUGGUGGCUUAGUGGUYCGUAUAGAUAACAUGAYGUUGAAUAUCACUUGUACGAUAUGUCAGGCUCCAGGGACAUACUUAUCAGGAAAAGUAAUUAGCAAUGGUGACUGGCACAGUGUUCAUUUGAAUUCUUCCGAUAAAAUCUACCUCACAAUUGAUGGGAAAACUGAGUUUUUUACUGGAAACUUGACAUCAAAAUCGCUACAAGAUUUACUUCUGAUACGACCAGUUACAAUUGGAAAAAGCACGUCCAUUGCGUUUAAAGGUUGUCUUGACAACCUUAGAGUUGGUAGGGCCUUGUUGCCAUUCAAAACAUACUACAACUCUAGCUUCAAUGUUAAUGGUGUAACACCUCUCAAGCCUCACUUUGAUGCCACCCUGCGCGAUGUAAAUGAUGGUUGCCAUAGUGACGAUGUAUGUAACCCACAGCCGUGUCUGCGUGGUAAUUGUUCAGACAUUUGGAAUGCAUUUAAGUGCGYAUGUCCUAWGGGAUAUGCMGGUYCYRUAUGUAACAACACAGCGAACAUGACAUGYGCACACCGGCCAUGUUUUAACAAUGCAACGUGCUCUAAUAACGCCACGGCACACGUAACUAGUAGCAACCAAGUGAGUGACUAUGGAAAGGACAGGUUUGUGUGCCAUUGUCUUCCUGGAUUCCAAGGUCGGCAAUGUAAAGAGGUAACUGAUGAGUGCACCCCGUCGCCUUGUAAAAAUGGCGGCAAUUGUACAGAUCUCCACUUGAACUACACAUGCUCWUGUCYGAAAGGAUUCACAGGUCGACAAUGCGAAAUAAACAUCGAUGACUGUGUAAAUCAUAAUUGUACWAAUAACGCCASGUGUGUGGAUGGUGUAGAUAAGUACUCYUGUWACUGCASUCAAGGAUUUAACGGUACAUACUGYGAGAAAGAYAUCAAUGAAUGUGCAGCUGGCGCUUGUUUKCCWUAUGGUAAUUGUACAAAYACUARAGGCUCCUACAACUGUAGUUGUAAAACGGGAUAYUAUGGAAGAAAUUGUCAAUACAACGCUACACAGUGGUGCUCAGUAGGAAAUCCAUGUGGUAGUCAUGGUAACUGUAGCGGAAACACUACAGGGUUCUACUGUGCUUGYCACCCRGGAUGGGARGGRCMGACAUGUGCUGAGGACAUCCAGGAAUGCAAAAGCAAUCCGUGCAAAAACAAUGGUACAUGUCAAGAUAGUCAGCCAGGGGGAAGGUUCUUCCCGGGUUAUAACUGCUCCUGUACAGUGGAUUAUGAAGGCAUAAACUGUCACAUCUACGUGAAUCCAUGUARCGAUACACCUUGUGAAAAUAACGCAACGUGCUCUAGAGUCACUUACAAUAAGUAUAAGUGCAAUUGUACAGAAGGGUUUGGAAAUAUGAAUUGCAGUGGAUUGACCAAGUUUUGUGCUCCAAAGCCAUGUGAAAAUGGCGGUACUUGCGUUCCUUUGAAAGACGACUUUAAGUGUGUCUGUGAGGCUGGUUACAAAGGCAAAACAUGUGCCGAACUGAAGAACAAAUGCGACUCGAAUCCAUGCCAGCACAGUGGAACAUGCACUGUAACACCAUCGGGCUAUCAGUGUUCGUGUACUAAAGCAUUCAAUGGUACCAACUGUCAAAAUGCUAUUGACUUCUGCAAGAAUAAUAAGGAAUGUCUUCACGGUAGUGUUUGUGUUUCAAGUUCUGAAAAUGCUAACUAUACCUGUAACUGUACUGAUAACUACUUCGGCAAACACUGUGAGAAAGCAAGAGUCGUCCAGCCACCGGGAAAACGAGAAGCAUCAGAACCAGUCUCACUUAUUAUAGGAGUCGUCGCGGCUUGCAUACUGUUCAUACUUCUAGUGAUACUAAUCAUAUACCUUUUCAAGAGAAGAUCUGCUGAAGGCACGUACAGCCCAAGCAAGCAGGAAAUGGAUGGCGGUAGAGUGGAGUUGAACUCUGUUCUCAAGCCACCAAACCAGGAACGUCUUAUUUAGAUUAGAAUAAUAGUUAGAUAUUUUUAAUUGAAAUCCCCUUUCCUCGUAUCUUAAAGUUUUAAGGUAAACCACGUGACAUCAUAUCAUUUAUGCAGAUCAUUUUCAAGUGAUAAUUAUUACAUAAUCCAAAUCAUUGUCACGUGAAUUGUGGCAAUGCUCGAUCACGUGACAACCCAUGCAUUUUGAUAUAUUAUGCCAUGUGGUUCAAGACAAUCAAUGAGUAAAACUCAUUGCUAAUGAAGAGUUCGAAGUGUCAAUAAUUGUACAUGUCGUAAGUCAAAGCGUCCCAGAGUCAUCUUUUUUCCUCGCUGCUUUAACCUGUGACAUUAUAAACUGAAUUCAUUAGAGUGUAGGCGGUUAAGUCCGAAAAUACGAUCAUAUUGAGGCAACUUGACUUAAGCAGUGUGCAAAUUCAGCGGACAUCAAAUUUCAGAAAUUACAAAGAUUCCAUUCCUAUUUUUUCAAAGGAACUUUGCUUACAAUAAUUUGAGUUUAACAGUAAGUUUAUCGGAAACCGUGACGAAAGAUCGUAAAGGACACCGGUGUUUUGAGGUAUUUAACAAUUGGGGAUAUUUAAACCGUAAGCUAAGGACAAUUUUUUAAUUAAUAGAAGUUUUGUUUGGCAUUUGAUCUUCAUUUUUGAUAAGUUUUCUUUAGACCCCUAUGAUGGACAAUCCAUUUAUAACGAUCUACAGUGGUGCCCUGCCGUACAACCAUCCACUUAGUACGGUCACCGGGUGAAUUAAACCCGUGUACAUUUUCCAGCUAAUACGGCUACUUUUCGAUGUCCUUUCGGUGGCCGAUUUAACGAGGUUUCACUGUAUUCUGACGUAACUGAUUGUUGGUCAAAGGACGKACUUUAUCAUUGAUGUAUUAUAAUUCCAUGCAAAAGUGUGAAAAUUUAUUUUAUAAGGAGUAUACAAUAUAUGCUGUACAUAUUCAUUAAUUUUUAAAAUGAGAUAGUGGAAUAAAUGCAAAUAAUCGUACCAACU